Molecule: messenger RNA, 2940 nt
Organism: Boeremia exigua
Lineage: Eukaryota; Fungi; Ascomycota; Dothideomycetes; Pleosporales; Didymellaceae
Product: heat shock protein 78
Exons: 2
Coding region: 371-2725 (784 amino acids)
Biological process (GO): cellular response to heat
Cellular component (GO): cytoplasm; mitochondrial matrix
Molecular function (GO): ATP hydrolysis activity; ATP binding
Source: RefSeq, a predicted model, not a curated record
CAGCCAGAGUUUUUGGUGCAAGAUUGGGCGCUAAGGAUUUUGCGAGAUGCCAAGGUGGGGCCAGACGCACGUGCUUUCGUGUCUUACCUGAGCGCCUCAAGCGCACCUCCGUGAGUCAACAUUCGAGCCAACUACUGCCUCUACACUUUUAUUGCAUUCUCUUGGUAGCUCUAUGACUGCUGUAAUCGGUAAUUUGCUUUGGGGCUGUCGCGAAGCGUCGAGCAACGUCGUAGAAGAUCGUCGAACGAUCGCGGAGCUUCGAGCUCAAGCAGCGUCCGCGCGCCAUGGAUUAAGAAUAUAAUCAUGCAUCUUCGCUCCAUCUCUCCAUUCACGACUUUCCGUACUGCUGCAUAGACUAUUGCACAUCAUCAUGCUGACCAGCAGAGCGCGUGUCGCCGCAAGGCGCAUGACAUCCAUCCCUCGACCUGCCAUCCGCCCUUCGCCACUAUGUUGUUCACCGGCGACGCGAUUAACACAGCUAUCCAACAUACCCCGAUCGAUUGGUGCAACCAGAGCAUAUGCAAGCGGCCGGCCGCAUCCUCCAGGUGGGACUCAUCGCAUGAAUCUAAGUCCCGACCCCGAAAAGGCUGCACUUGAGGAAUUUGGCGUCGACCUCACAGAACGAGCGCGGAACGGAAAGCUUGACCCAGUCAUCGGCAGAGACAGCGAAAUUCAACGGACGAUACAGAUCCUCUCGAGACGAACAAAAAACAAUCCUGUUGUAAUCGGACAAGCUGGCACAGGCAAGACAGCUAUCAUGGAAGGGCUGGCGCAACGCAUCGUCAAGGGCGACGUACCUGAGUCAAUCAAGAACAAGCGCGUUAUAAGCCUCGAUCUUGGUUCUCUGAUUGCCGGCGCAAAGUUCCGUGGUGAUUUUGAAGAACGUUUGAAGAGGGUCUUGAAGGAGGUUGAAGAAGCGCAGAAGGGUGUUAUCCUAUUUGUCGACGAGCUUCAUACACUGCUUGGUUUGGGCAAGGCUGAAGGUAGUAUUGAUGCCAGUAACCUGCUGAAGCCAGCCCUUUCCCGGGGCGAGCUCCAGCUAUGCGGCGCGACCACUCUUAAUGAGUAUCGACAAAUCGAGAAAGAUGCGGCAUUGGCUCGACGUUUCCAACCCAUCCUUGUCGGCGAACCCACUGUACAAGAUACUAUCUCUAUUCUGCGGGGAAUCAAGGAGCGCUACGAAGUUCAUCACGGAGUCAGAAUUACCGACCCAGCCUUGGUAGCCGCUGCGACAUACAGCAACCGCUAUAUCACAGACCGCUUUCUGCCCGACAAAGCCAUUGAUUUGGUAGAUGAGGCCGCGAGUGCUCUCCGCCUCCAACAGGAAAGCAAGCCAGACGCAAUUCAAGAGCUUGACCGCCAGAUCAUGACGAUCCAGAUUGAGCUCGAGUCGCUGCGCAAGGAGACCGACAUUACUAGCAAGGAGAGACGCGAACGUCUAGAAGAAACAUUAAAGCAGAAGCAGGCUGACGUAAAAGUGCUUACCGAGAAGUGGGAGAAGGAACGUGCUGAGCUCGAUGCGAUCAAAAAUGUCCAAGAAGAUCUCGAGAAGGCCAAAGUAGAGCUUGAACAAGCUCGUCUCGAUGGCGACUUUGCCAAGGCCGGGCGACUGCAGUACAGUACGAUCCCUGAGCUCAAAAAGACGUUACCAAACGAUGACGAGGUUGCCGGGGGCGGUCGACCCGACUCGCUACUGCACGACUCUGUUACCGCCGACGAUAUCGCCUCAGUGGUCUCUCGGACUACUGGCAUUCCCCUAUCUAAACUCAACGCUGGUGAUAUGGAGAAGCUCGUGCAUAUGGAGGAUACGUUACGCCAGUUUGUCAAGGGACAGGACGAAGCUCUCACAGCUGUAGCCAACGCUAUUCGCAUGCAGAGGGCUGGUUUAUCAGGAGAGAACAGGCCAAUCGCAUCCUUCAUGAUGCUAGGCCCUACUGGUGUGGGCAAGACGGAGGUGUGCAAAAGACUAGCGGAGUAUCUGUUCAGCACCCCUCAAGCCGUACUUCGGUUUGACAUGAGCGAGUUCAGCGAAAAGCAUACCGUAUCUCGUCUCAUUGGUUCCCCUGCUGGAUACGUCGGUUAUGAAGACGCUGGCCAACUUACAGAAGCGGUACGACGGAAGCCUUACGCCGUUCUCUUGUUUGAUGAGUUCGAGAAGGCCCAUAAGGACAUCUCAACGCUGCUCCUCCAGGUGCUUGAUGAAGGCUUUUUGACCGAUGCGCAAGGCCAUAAGAUCGACUUCCGGAACACAAUCAUCGUCAUGACAUCCAAUCUUGGAGCAGAUAUUAUCGUUGGGGACAACGUCGUCGAUUCAUCUGGUAAAGACUCGAGCGAGAUCUCGCCUGAGGUCCGUGAUGCAGUCAUGGCCGUCACACAGUCCCACUACGCACCGGAAUUCAUCAAUCGUCUCGAUGAAUUUAUCAUCUUCCGUCGCCUGUCUCGCGAAGCUUUGCGUGACAUCGUUGAUAUUAGAUUGAAAGAACUUCAGCAGCGACUGGAAGAUCGUAGGAUCGUGCUAGAUUGUUCAGACGAAGUGAAACAAUGGCUCUGCGACCGAGGCUACGAUCCGAGAUUCGGCGCUCGUCCAUUGAACAGACUCAUUGCUAAGGAGGUCGGCAACGGCCUUGCAGACAAGAUCAUCAGAGGAGAGGUCCGAAGCGGUGAUACUGCCACAGUCACUAUUCGCGAGGAUGGGUCUGGCCUUAUCGUGCGAACGGCAUCCUGAAACCGAGACUUUUAUGGCAACACGACUGUAACGCGAUGUUGUUCUGCGCCUUGCUCGUAUAUUAUGUAAAAUCACUGUAUAGUAGGUAGAUAUCUUCUUUGUCAACGAUACCAAUGCAUUGUUGGUUUUUCUCCUGUUGAAUUGUCUUUCAGUAUGGCAUUGUGAAAAAGUGUUGGGUGAUCUUGCUGGUGAAUGGAGGGCGCCCUCACACGUGG